AUGGCGGCAAUAGUGAGAAGAGGGUUGCUGCCCACAGAGAUAGAAUAUCUCGCGGCAGAGUCCACAGAGAUUGAUAUCGUGCCCUCUCUGUCCCUCGACCGAGUACGGCUGCUAGGAGGCAUCUACGGCCCAUUCCGUCCGCCGGCCACGUGCAAGGUCCCACUAUGGCUGGCGAUCAACCUUCGAUCCAAAAAGAAAUGCAAGAUCGUCCCUCCGGAAUGGAUGAGCGUCGGUGACCUCCGGGAGGCUUAUGACCAAGAGGUUCGAGCAGCACCCUUCGCAAAGCUUCCUCAGGACUAUGCUAUUAUUGCCAAGGUCUUACUCGAAACGGCAUCGAGUGAUAUCCCCGACUCUGACCAAAUCCGAGGAUUACUCAAGGAUCUUCGCGAAGCCCGGCAAGCCAAAGUCAUCUCCGGCCUCAGUGCCAUUAAUUCUGCACACCUUGAGAUGACCAAUGUCACUUCCCUCGAAAUCUGCGAGCUAAGGGCUUUCUUCACCACAGCAUUCAAUCAUCUCAAGGCUAUUGAGUCGAACGCCGCCGCUACCAACGAUGCAGAGGAAACGAAUAACACUGCAGAGAAUGACUUGAGCGGUCUCGACGGUGGACAUGCCUUGACUUUCGACGACACAACAAUGGGCUAA
Molecule: messenger RNA, 642 nt
Organism: Tilletiaria anomala UBC 951
Lineage: Eukaryota; Fungi; Basidiomycota; Exobasidiomycetes; Georgefischeriales; Tilletiariaceae
Product: GINS complex, PSF2 component
Exons: 4
Coding region: 1-642 (213 amino acids)
Biological process (GO): double-strand break repair via break-induced replication; DNA replication
Cellular component (GO): nucleus; GINS complex
Source: RefSeq, a predicted model, not a curated record